Messenger RNA from Corapipo altera (White-ruffed manakin), 2509 nucleotides. RefSeq names its product HHIP like 1 (gene HHIPL1). Gene Ontology annotation, cellular component: membrane. Bases 354 to 2036 code for a protein of 560 amino acids. The record is from RefSeq and is a predicted model, not a curated record. The transcript has 9 exons. NCBI's taxonomy places the organism in Eukaryota, Metazoa, Chordata, Aves, Passeriformes, Pipridae.
ACCUGCUCUGCCAGGAAUGCUCUCCAUAUGCAGCUCACUCAUAUGAUGCUGAAGAUCCCUCCACCCCCGUGCGGACGAUACCAGGACUUUGCCAGGACUAUUGCACGCAAGUGUGGCAGAACUGCCGCUCCAUCUUUCGCCUCCUCUCUGCAGACCGAGAGUUAAUUGCACUGGAAAACAACAAGGCAAAACUCUGCCGUUAUCUGACCUUGGAGGACACCGACUACUGCUUCCCACACCUGCUGGCUAACCAGAACCUUAACCAAAACCUGGGGUUAGUCACAGCUGACGCGGAGGGCUGUCUCCAGCUCUGCCUAGUGGAGGUCGCCAACGGGCUGCGCAAUCCCGUUGCAAUGGUGCACGCCAACGAUGGCACCCACAGGUUCUUCAUUGCAGAGCAGGUUGGCCUGGUGUGGACCUACCUCCCCGAUGGAUCCAGGCUCGAAAAGCCAUUUCUGAACGUCAGCGAAGCCGUACUUACCUCCCCGUGGGAAGGAGAUGAGAGAGGGUUUCUAGGUAUUGUCUUCCACCCUAAAUUCAAAUUUAAUGGUAAAGUUUAUGUUUACUAUUCAGUUGAAGUUGGUUACGAAGAGAGAAUCCGGAUCAGUGAGUUCAGAAUUUCUCCUACUGACAUGAAUGCCUUGGACCAUAAUUCUGAAAGGAUAAUCCUGGAAAUAGAAGAACCUGCUUCCAACCAUAACGGAGGAGAGCUGCUCUUCGGAGAUGAUGAAUAUCUCUAUAUAUUCACUGGAGAUGGAGGCAUGGCUGGGGAUCCUUUUGGGACCUUUGGAAAUGCCCAGAACAAAUCAGCCCUGCUGGGUAAAGUGCUGCGGAUCGAUGUGAACAACAACGACCGUGGGCCCCUGUACCGGAUCCCUCCUGACAACCCUUUUGUCCACGACCCUACCGCUCGCCCUGAGGUCUAUGCUUACGGAGUGAGGAAUAUGUGGCGCUGCUCUUUUGAUCGGGGUGACCCUCACACCAAGGAGGGGAAAGGGCGGCUCUUCUGCGGAGAUGUGGGGCAGAAUAAAUAUGAAGAAAUUGACAUCGUCGAGAAAGGGAAAAAUUACGGCUGGAGAGCGAGGGAAGGGUUCAGCUGUUAUGACAAAAAACUUUGCGCCAACUCUUCCAUGGGAGGUUAUGUUUAUCGUGGCUGUGAGUCUCCAAACCUGAAUGGCCUGUACAUAUUUGGUGAUUUUAUGAGUGGACGCCUGAUGUCUUUGAAGGAGGAUCAUGCUACUGGAGAGUGGCAGUACAGUGAAAUCUGCAUGGGGACAGGACAAACGUGCAUGUUCCCUGGGCUUAUCAACAACUAUUACCAAUACAUCAUCUCUUUCGCUGAAGAUGAAGCAGGGGAAUUGUACUUCAUGUCUACUGGUGUACCAAGUGCCACGGCUCCCAAUGGAGUGGUGUACAAAGUGGUGGACACCUCCAGGAGAGCACCACCAGGAAAAUGCCGAGUUGAGCCAUCGCCAGUGAAAGUAAAAAGCAAGCGCAUCCCGUUUGUGCCAAAGGAGAAGUUUAUUAUGCAAGCACCGAUACCCCAACCCCGGCUGGAGACCACGACCGAGGCCCCAUGGGGAGGUAGGCCAGACCUCAAAACCCCCACCACAGCAGCGCCCAGUGGCAGGACCGCCAAGCCCAGGAAGGGAGCGGAGAAGAGGGGGCAGCGCAAGAAGAAGAAGCCACGGAACGGCGCCGUGCGGCUGAUGGAGCGGGGGCGCCGCGGCCGCGGCCGGGGCCGGGUGGAGAUUUACAUCGACGGCGAGUGGGGCACCGUGUGCGACGACGGCUGGAGCUCGGCCGCCGCCGCCGUGGUGUGCCGCCAGCUGGGCUUUCCCUACGUGGUGCGGGCCACCAAGAAGGCAGAAUUCGGGGAAGGGACCUCCCUCCGCAUUCUUCUGGAUGAUGUCCAGUGCUCCGGGCAGGAGAGGACGCUGCUGGAGUGCUCCCACGCCGACGUCGGCAAGCACAACUGCUCCCACGAGGAGGAUGCUGGCGUGGUGUGCAGCCGGGAGGAGGUGGCAGACUGGUGACAGGGGAAUUGGGGAAGGCAGCAGAGGGACUUGGAGCACAUCCCUUUCUUGCCCAACCCUUUAAACCAGCUGCAGUUUUGCGGAGGGUGUGCCCUGUCUGGAGGGUGUUGCGUCUGUUCAAAGUAACCUCGUGGUUUUCUUCGUGUUUGUCCCCAUGCAUGUGCCUUGGAGGGAAAGAAAAAGUAAAACGAAGCAGUGGCUUGAGUAUGUUGUGGGCAGGGACUACGUUUCUAUGGUUUUUUUAAUAAGAAAACCUCAAACAUCAGCCUUUAUAGAUUAGAAAAGGGAUGCAUCCUGUUGCCCUUUCCCUUUCAAAAUACAGCAUUCCUCAGCUGUGCUUCACAGUGUUUUGCCAAAAAAUAAAUUCCCAAAUGACUGUGUUUUGCUCUAAUGGAAUCGUUUGUGUUGUUUGCCUUGCUUUGCCACCUGCAGCUCUGAGGAGCAGUUUUUAACUUGUAAAUCUGUGCCUUUCU